Messenger RNA from Gadus morhua (Atlantic cod), 9237 nucleotides. It is a transcript of the gene nsd3, whose product is annotated as nuclear receptor binding SET domain protein 3. Gene Ontology annotation, molecular function: protein binding; histone methyltransferase activity. Lineage: Eukaryota; Metazoa; Chordata; Actinopteri; Gadiformes; Gadidae. The record is from RefSeq and is a predicted model, not a curated record. Gene Ontology annotation, cellular component: nucleus.
AAUUUCGUUUAUUAAGAAUUACAUUUCGACCAAAACCACACAUCCCGACGUGUGGUCGGUGGCCCCUCCAGUCGAGCCUGUGCUGAUUCGAGACCGACAAGGCCCAAGCCAGGGUGCUUUUGUUACACCGAGGAAGAGGGAGCUGGAAUAUUUGAAGGGCUACAUAGGGGGCGAGAGUUGUACAUAUUUUCCCCACCGAGGAUCUCUGCGAAAUGCCAAGCCACCAGAUUCAGGAAGAGUCGAGCGGCAGGAUUUGGUAGCGACCAUACCGUAACCCCCCUCCAGAAAAGCGAUAAAGCCAAACGGAGAGGCCUGCGCGCUGUCAAUAUUCUCCGUUUUUUUGUAUUUUUUUUACGGUUCAUACAGAUUGUACGAGGAAGAGACACCUGGUGUAUGUGUUUAGAAUGGGACACGCUGAAGGUCCAGUCAGAGAAAAAGACAGUUAAGGAUGCAGGAGCACAACAAUGGAUUUCUCCUUUUCUUUCAUGCAAGGGAUCAUGGGAAAUACAAUUCAGCAACCCCCUCAACUAAUUGACUCAGCCAACAUCCGACAGGAGGGCCCCUAUGACACCGGUAGUGACCCGGGUGAGGAUGGAGGUCCUUCCUAUGACGCUGCCCUGGAAGCAGAGUUCUCCUACCCCCCCUCGGCCUCAGAGGACAUGCCCCAGGUGUCCAACGGUUACCCCCCUGGCCUGGGCAUGUUUGACCCCCAGACCAAGUUCUCCAUGUACUCCCAGUUCCCCAAUGGCUCAGCCAACGGCUACGGACCCAUAAGGGGCUACGGGGAGCACGGCCUCCUGUCAGGGGAGGGCACGGUGCUGCGAGGCCCCGGCCUCCAGGAGAGACCGUUGUCUCCUGUGUCCCCACCGUUGCCCACGCAUCAUCCGCACCUCCUGCACCACUCCCAUCACCCUCACACGCUCCCUUACCACUCCAGCCUCCCGCAUCUCCAAGCUCACGCCCAUCCACACACCCAGAGCCCCCCACCACACCCGUCACAGCAUCAUUUGUCCCAUACCCCUCACAUUAUGACUCACACGCUCCCGCCCCCGCCUCCUUUACUCCUGCCUCCCUCCACUCCACCCCCUUCCUUGGUGGACGGCGCCCCGUCAUGCCUACCCCACCACACCCCAUCGACGGCUCACAGCGGGGUGCUGAAGAAGACCAACUCCCCGGAGAUCAAGUUGAAGAUCAUUAAGACGUAUCAGAACGGCAAAGAGCUGUUUGAGUCGGCUCUGUGCGGGGAUCUGCUGCAGGAGUUGCAGGAAGAGACGCAGAAAGACCAGGUGACGCAAAUGCAGCGCAGGAAUGAGAGGAAGAAGGAGAAGAGGAAAAAGAGUGCCAGGCUGCAGGUACAAGUCAAGGAAGAGGGGUUGGACUUGGACCAGCCCCAGGAAAGUUCCACAGACCAGACAGUGACGGAGACAGAGACCCAGGUCCAGCUCCAGCCAACAGAACCACCCCUGGCUCAGACAGAGAGGCCUCAGAAGACUGUUAUCAAAGCUGAGGCAAAGACACUGAAGGUUCCAAAGGUCCAUCAUCCCUCUGUGAUUCAAGAAACCGGGUUCUGUAAGGAGUUUGUCAUUGGGGAUCUGGUCUGGUCCAAGGUGGGCACCUACCCCUGGUGGCCCUGCAUGGUCUCCUCGGAUCCCCAGAUGAAAGUACACACACGCAUCAACACCAGAGGUCACAGGGAGUAUCAUGUGCAGUUCUUUGGCAGUGUGGCCGAGCGAGCAUGGAUCCACGAGAAGAGGAUAGUCAUCUACCAGGGGGAACACCAGUUUGAAGAACUACAAGCCGAGACACUCCGGAAAACCAACAACCUGGCAGAGAAACACAAGCUGCUGAAGCCCAUCCCUCAGAGGGAGCGCGCCCAGUGGGAGGUGGGCGUCGGCCACGCCGAAGACGCCUUCGUCAUGACCAAGCAGGAGCGCAUCGACAACUACACCUUCAUCUACGUCGACCCGGACCCCAACCAGCCCCCGCCCGCCAAGAAGCCCCCCCCUGCCAGACCAGAGAAGCGGACUCAGCGGUCCGCCUCGGCCGUCAAGAAGGAAGAGGCGGGAGUCACGUCGCCCACCAGAGAGCCGCCGCCGCCGCCGCCGCCGUCCCAGCAGCCCCAGCAAUCCCAUCAGCCCCAGCAGCCACGCCGGCAGCUGCCUCGCCGCCAGUGUAGCAUCCAGAACGCCAGCGACGGCACCAACCCCCAGGCCUCGGACGGAGAGAGGGGCGGCAAAAGGGCAGACCCCAGCCCAGCCGGCUCCCAGACCCCAGAGACGGCCUCGGAGGCGGGGAUCGGGCCGGAGUCCCCUCCCCCCGUCCGGGCCUGGAAGACUGCGGCGGCCAGGAAGCUGCUGCCGCUCUCCAUCACCAUGAAGAAGCUCAACGUGGAGAUCACCAAGUGUGACUGGCCUCUCCUGCAGAGGAAGGUGGUACCCUCGCCCAAGCGGGAGCGAGAAGAGGAGGAGGAGGAGGAGGAGGAGAAGGAGGAGCGAGUGGAGGGGGAGGUCCGGCAGCCCGACCUGGGAUAUUGUUCACCGGAGCAGGACUGUGGUGCUAAACCUGAACCAAGCCCGGAGGAAGAGGAGGAGGAAGAGGCUGAAGAAGCAGAGGAGGACAGGGAGGAGAGGAGGGGCUCCCCUGCCAGUCAGAGGAGUGAGGAGGGAGGUAUGCACCCCACCUCAUCUCCUGGCUCCCACCACAGCAGUCCACCAGGUUCUCAAGAGAGGAAGCAGCAACGACGCUCCAUCCGGAGCCGGUCGGAGUCGGAGCGGGGCGGGGAUCCGGUCCCAAAGAAGAAAACCAAAAAGGAACAGGCUGAGCUUGCCCCCGAGACUACUUUGAGAACGGGUUCCCAAAAAGGAGCCAGUGAGAUCUCAGACGCCUGCAAGCCUUUGAAGAAGCGGAGCAGGGCCUCCACAGACGUGGAGAUGGCUUCGUCUCAGUACAGAGACACCUCGGACUCGGACUCCAGAGGCCUCAACGAUCCCCAGGGCUUGUUCGGGAAGGGCCUGGACAGUCCCGCAGCGGCAGACGCAGAUGCAUCUGACACGCAGUCCGUGGAUUCUAACAUGUCCCAGCAGACCAGCACUUCGGGGAAGAAGGACACUGUGUGCCAGAUUUGUGAGGUGUUUGGCGAGGGUUUGGUGGUCUGCGAGGGAGACUGCAGCAGACAUUUUCACCUCGAGUGUCUUGGCCUGACCGCCCUAGUGGACAACAAGUUCACCUGCUCGGAGUGCAAGAACGGUAAUCAUUCGUGCUUUAGCUGUAAGAUGUCGGGACAGGAAGUGACCCGCUGCUCCAUGCCGGGAUGCGGCUGCUUCUACCACAAGGAGUGUGUGUGGAAACUCCCCGGCGCCACCGCCGUCGCGGGGGGGGGAUUCUGCUGCCCGCAGCACACCUGCUUCACCUGUUGCCUGGAGAGAGACCUGGAGAAAGCCAGCAAAGGGCGCAUGAUGCGCUGCCUCCGCUGUCCGGUGGCGUACCACGCGGGCGACGGCUGUGUGGCGGCCGGCAGCGUGGGCCUCACCCACCACCUCAUGAUCUGCAGCGGGCACGCCGCCACCAAGAGGAACGGCCUGCCCUCCUCCCCCGUCAACGUGGGCUGGUGUUUCCUGUGCGCCCGAGGGCUGUUAGUGCAGGACCUUACUGACAACAUAUUAAGUUCAUAUGCCUAUAAGUCCCACUACCUUCUGACUGAGUCAAAUCGUGCUGAGUUGAAAUUACCUAUGAUUCCCUCUCCUUCGUCAGCUACCAAAAAGAAUGUUGGGAAAGGAGGCAAGCUGCUGUGCUGCGACUCUUGCCCCGCCUCCUUUCACCCCGAGUGUCUGGAGGUGGAGAUGCCCGAGGGGGCGUGGUCUUGCAGCGACUGUCGAGCGGGGAAGAAGCCGCGUUACAAACAGAUCGUCUGGGUCAAGCUGGGGAACUACAGGUGGUGGCCAGCGGAAAUCUGCAACCCUCGCCUGGUUGCCGUCCAACAUCCCAGAGCCUCCGCCACGACAUCGGCGGACUUCCCCGUCUUCUUCUUCGGUUCACAUGACUACUACUGGAUCAACCAAGGGCGCGUCUUCCCUUACGUGGAGAACGACAAGAACUUUGCUACGGGCCAGAUCAACGUCAACAAAACCUUCAAGAAAGCACUGGAAGAGGCGGCCCGGCGUUUCCAGGAGCUCAGGGCCCAGAGGGAGAGCAGGGAGGCCCUGGAGCAGGAACGCAACUCGCGCAAACCUCCGCCCUACAAAUUAAUCAAGUCCAACAAGCCCAUGGGGAAAGUGCAAGUGCACCUGGCCGACCUCUCGGAAAUCCCACGAUGCAACUGCAAGCCUGCAGACGAGCAUCCAUGCAACCUGGACUCCCAAUGCCUCAACCGCAUGCUGCAGUACGAGUGCCAUCCCCAGGUGUGUCCAGCCGGGGAGAACUGUGAGAACCAGUGCUUCUCAAAGCACCUGUGUGCCGAGACGGAGCUGUUUAAGACAGACGGCCGCGGCUGGGGGCUGCGGACCACCCAGGCUCUCAGGAAGGGUGACUUUGUGACAGAAUACGUUGGCGAGGUGAUAGACGCGGAGGAGUGCCAGCAACGAAUCAAACACGCCCAUGAAAACCACGUCACCGACUUCUACAUGCUCACUCUCACGAAGGAUCGCGUCAUCGAUGCAGGGCCCAGAGGGAACUCCUCCCGCUUUGUGAACCACAGCUGCAGCCCCAACUGUGAGACCCAGAAGUGGACCGUCAACGGGGACGUGUGCAUAGGGAUCUUCACCCUCUGCGACAUUGAAGCAGGCACGGAGCUGACGUUCAACUACAACAUGUACUGUGUGGGCAACCGAAGAACCUCCUGCCACUGCGGUGCCGACAACUGCUCCGGGUUCCUCGGGGUCCAGCCACGCGCUGUGGUCAUGGAGAAGGAGGAGAAGGCCCGCAACGCCAAGCUGAAGCCCAAGAGGCGGCGGCUGCUGCCAGAGGGCAAGCACACCCACGAGUACUUCUGCUUCUGCUGCGGCGACGGCGGCGAGCUGGUCAUGUGCGACCGGAAGGACUGCCCCAAAGCGUACCACCUCCUGUGUCUGAACCUCAACAAGCCUCCUUAUGGUCGCUGGGAGUGCCCGUGGCACGACUGCAGCGUGUGCGGAAGCCCCGCCUCCUCCCUCUGUGACUUCUGCCCCCGCUCCUUCUGCGGCGACCACGAGGCGGGGGCCCUCACCCCCUCCUCCCUGGACGGGCGGCCCUGCUGCUCCAAUCACAACCCCUCCAGCCCCCUGGGCUCUGAGCCCGCCUCCGCCCAGCCCUCCAGCCCCAGCCUGAGCCCCGUCCGGGUAAAGGAGGAACCUCCAGGCGAGGAGGAGGAGGAGGAGUUGGAGGAGGAGGAGGAGGAGGAGGAGGAGGAAGAAGAGGUGGAGGAAGUGGAGGAGGAGGAAGAAGAGGAGGAGGAGGACGAAGAGGAGGAGGAGUCGAGCCUGCUGGCUGCAGAGUGACAUUGCAGUCCCACCCAUACCUCAAUAUCCCCGGUUGUCCCCUGCACGCCUGGUGGUAGGGGCCUCAUGGGGCCCCCUGCAGCCUCCAUCUGCUGAUGAGGCUACAGGGGGUGCAGUUCUCUGUGACCAGUACCACAGCCACCGAGCAGAGGUGAGAAAGGUCGGAGGGGGGUACUACACCGCACCUCUGUUGGUAGGAGUUGAUGCAUCGUCGUCAUCUUCAUCAUCCUCAUUUAAGGGGAGCGGGUUGCCGUUUGACCCUGGACAGUCCCUCCAUGUCCGGCACACGGCCCAAACCAACAACUACUUCUACCUUCUUAUGUUAGUCGUUUUACCUUUUUUGUUUUUCUCAGCGGUGGGCAUUUUAGGUGUUAUUACGUUGUCGGCAGCCGUCCCUUUGAAGAAGAGAGCGAUGAGGGGCAAAGGUUGGUGGAUUUGUUGUUCCUUCUUUCGUCCCCUGUUUACUCGCUGUGAGUGGUGGUCACUGCACACUGGUGGACCCCGGAGACCACGCGGAGACCCCCAGUCAACACUCCCACGGGUCAUGGCUUCAGCUCAUUCUGUACAUCUCUUCUUUAAAAAGAAAAAAAAAAAGGAGGGCCAAAUGACACUCGUGCAAUUUAUCAGGACCACACUACAUUCCAACCUUCCUUAAGACAUGGUUUUAAUAUACUUAUGAGUAAAUUGACUAAUUAUAUAUACAGUAUAUAUGUUUGUUAAUGUUUACAGACAGAUUCUCUCACUCCAAUCUUGGCGAGUGGUGUAUUAUGUUUGUUUGUUUGUUUCGGUGUUAAACAUUACGCAGACCUCCUUGUGGAAUUUAGUCCUAAAUACGGUGAAUUAUAAUGGUAUAUCGUGUCAUGGAAUCAAAUUGCAAAAAGUACUUGUGAUUUAUUUUCAUAUCGCCAGUAUCACUCACCAUUGUGAACAUAAAUUGCUGGCUCCGAGCAGCAGAGAGUCAAACCGCCAGCAGACAGAGUAAGGACCAAGUCGUGUCCGAUUUCACCUUCUUUUCCUAUUCAGACGAUGGACAGAGGGGGUACGGGUUGUGAUCACUGGUGCUGUUUUAAGUAUUGUACAUCAGCCUUAAGGUUUGACUUUGGGCUGUGAUAACUACUGCCCGGACGCAGUUCAUUUUUAGUAUUGUCGUGUACUGUGGCCACUGAUGCUUUUUGUUAGUUUUUUUCCUUUCUUCGUUUUUUUUUGCCAAACCUUCCUGAAGCACUUUCACUCGGCUUAUCGCUACACAAUUUUUAGGUAGGUCAUGCAUCUACAGAAGUGUAUAUAAACAAACAUAUGACGUGUAAAUGUUAAAAAAAAAAAAAAAAAAAACACAAAAAGAAAAAACAAUACCUCCGCUUCUGUAGUGACGUUGAAACUGUGUUGUGACUCCAUUCUCUUGGUCGUUAUCAAGCGCGUGCUCGUCAGGUCCCGGUGAUCAGAAAUGGGUCCCAACCCUGAUGUUGACAUUAAUUGGAUACUGCCAGCCUAGCUACGCAGCCUGUUUUUAUAAGACAGCGCGGGCGGACUCGAGUGAGACGUUCGGCGCAGAUGAAUCCCAUAUAUCACUGUCUCCCUUGGUGGGAUGUGUUAUUCUCAUAGUCCAUGAGUGCAUUCUCCCAGCUAAAUUUGUUGUUUUUCUAUCGAGUAGGAGACAUGAUGUUAUACAGCAGUUCAUUAUAUUGUACAAAAUAAAUCACAAACAUAUGUACAGUGUUUUUAAUGGUUCAUUUGUCAAAUCCAUGUUUGUCAUUUUUAGCACAUCAUUGCUUUUAUCGGUCAGCUUUUGGUUUCAAACUGAAGUGUUAUUCCCUUGCCACAAAGUUCUUGUAAAAAUAAGACUGAAUUAAAUGGGGGGGGGGGAAAUAGGUUAAAAAAAAAUGUCAUCACUUGCUAUAUAUGUUUUUACAUGUGAUGUUCCCCUUUCGGUCAUAGCAGCCACUUAUGAAACUGUAACAUGAGUUACCUGACAGUGCCCCUAUUUCGGAGUGGGUUCAGCCAUAACAAGCCUUUUCAAAAUCUGCCCUGCCCUGUGUCUAGGCCCAAUACUGCUUGUGAUUUCUUUAUGGUAUGUGAUUAUUUGUGUUAAGUUUUUAGAUUUUGCUCCCAAACCAAUCGGUAUCAACCAUUCAGCGCUAGAGGGUUGAGUGGGGUCAGUCUCUUGUUAUAUAUUUUACAAUACAUAUAUAUAAAUAUAUUUUACUUUUUUUUCUUCACUAGUUGAAUGCAUACAUGAAAGUACUGUGUGUAUAACAUUGAACGUCUAAACCAACUUCUUUUUUGUUUUUUGUAAAGAAUCAUUCAGCUAGCUCAAGUUGGCGUUCUGAGAAUGGUGGUAUAUUCCUUUUGUGGAUAAUAAGUGGAUUUUGGAAGUAGGACAAUCCAUCUUCUGCUGUAGUAUAUACAGGACAUGCUCAAAUAGGUGCAACACCUUAGCAACUUUAAAUAUCCCAGCAGUGCAAAAUUCCCAAACAAAAAUUACCUUUCCUCUUUAUUUGACAAUAACAUUUUGUAUUUAUUAUCUUUUUUACAUGUAAAUAAACAUGUAUACAUUCCACAGAAUCAAACCUUGAAAGACCUGUAAGAGUUUUUGGGUGGAGAAUAACAAGUAAGAAGUUUUGGAAUGAUAUAACGUAAAAUAAUGUUUUGAUUUGCCCUUAUGUUAAAACACUUUCACUCCAUAUCAAACUGUAUUCCAUUGACACAAAUAUUACACAAUUCCUAUUCUUUAUUUUUAUAUUCGUUGGACUUUUGUUUUUCAACUUUGUAGAAAAAUUCUGAACAACGGUUCUUACUGUUGCACCUCCAAACCACUUGAAUAUAUUUGUGUGUUGACAUUUUUGUUUUGCCCCUCACAACUGUUACAGCAUUUACAUUUCGUAUGCCUAAAUGGUGCAUUGCAGUGUUAAAGCAUUAUUUGAUAUUUUUGCUAUCAAAAGUACAUUUGAGUUAAGUGAGUCGAUUACCGUGUUGUGGCCACAUUCUUCAAGAGAAAAGCAUGUUCUCAUGGAAGGGUACGUUUUAUUUUUAUUAUGUCUUGAAUAUUGCCAUUUUCUGCCAACUCAAUUGAAGAGAACAUAGCCCUUAUGUCUUAAUUGUAUGUUUCUGUUUAUUGUGACGUCUUACUUUUCUUUUUGUGCAAUUUUGCUGGUUGCCAUAAAAAUGUGGAUUGACAUGUCCUUUAGAGGAAAAUAAGUCGGAUGAAAUAAUAAUUAAUAAGAACACACCUUCUUUUUUUACAUUAGAAUUGCUUAAAGUCAUUCUUACUGGGGUCAUGUCACUCUGUGUUUUGAGUCAAGUUUAUUUGUACAGGAAUUGCAGUCGUAAAGGCUUCAGUGGCCUCCACUCAGUUGCAUUACCUUGUCCUUAAGCCCUCACAGGGGGACGGAAAACCAAGUUGGAAAAGGAAGAAAUGUUGAGAAGGGAUGCAAAGCAGGGAUUCCUUUCAUCAUUCAAAUGUUGAUUUACACAAAUAACAAACUUUCUUACCGUUCCAUCUGUGUUACUGCAUAUUGCAUAUUAGUGAAGAUUUGUAAAUAGCAUACUUUGCAUUGAACUUGCAUAGGAUCAUGUUACUGUGCUGUGCUAUUGCCUGUACAAUUCUGCUUCUAAAUGUGUGUGACUGUUGGGACAACCUUUUGUACAUGACUGUCUUUUUAUUUGAGAAUAUUGAUUCCGUUUUUCCAUUCUAAAGUUGGAUUUGAGGAGUUCAGACAUGCCUGAAGUUUGACUUUAAUAAAGCUAUACUCUGUCUAAGUGAAACCCA